AUGAUAAAUUCAAAAGUUGCAAAAUUUAAUAUUGGCCUUAUUGCCAGGCGAUGGUAUCUGGAGAAUAUUCAAGAUCAAUAUAUUCACGAAAGUUUACAAGAUGAAACUGUUGGAAUAGUAACACAGUUUCAACAAGAUAAUAAUAAUGAAAUUUUAAUAGCUGAUUUGCAUAUCUUUAAUCAAUUUAGAAUGCCAGAUACAUUUACAAUUGAUAUUAAACAAUGCUUACAAAGGAAGGUUAAGUAUGCAUAUGGGUUCGGAAAAAUGAAGAAAGCACUUAAUUUGGCACUUGAUUUGGGUUGUGAAGAUGAAAUUUUUAAUAUGAUUAAUGGAUUUAUUAAUUGCAAGAAAAACACUAUUGAAGAAACAAACAAUGAAAAUAAAGAAGAAAAUCUGCAAAUUUUGGAUCCUAUAGUUCAAAAACAACGUGGACGACCACCAAAUAAAUGGAUUAAAUCAGCUUCUGAAUCAAACUCAUGUCAUGCUAGCACAAAAAAUAGCGCAAUUAAUCCAUCUGAUCCUAAUUUAUAUGUACACGAAAUGCAACAAAAUUCUCAACAAGCAUUUUCAUCAAGAACUCCUUUAAAUACACUAACUAAUAAUAGUGAUUUUGGUAUACAAAGACAUGAAGCAAAUGAAAACACAUUAAAACAGAAAGUGUAUUUAUGUAAAAUUUGUGGACAAUCGGGUCAUAAUGCUAGGACAUGUAAUAAAUAA
Molecule: messenger RNA, 717 nt
Organism: Rhizophagus irregularis DAOM 181602=DAOM 197198
Lineage: Eukaryota; Fungi; Glomeromycota; Glomeromycetes; Glomerales; Glomeraceae
Molecular function (GO): zinc ion binding; nucleic acid binding
Source: RefSeq, a predicted model, not a curated record